This is a messenger RNA of Racocetra persica, 186 nucleotides long. NCBI's taxonomy places the organism in Eukaryota, Fungi, Glomeromycota, Glomeromycetes, Diversisporales, Gigasporaceae. The record is from the annotation of a GenBank genome assembly.
GUUUUUCCUUACAGACAAGAAAUAAUUGACGCGAUAAAAAAUGAACCCUUACUCGUAGUUAUCGGAGAGACCGGAUCUGGUAAAACAACGCAGAUCCCUCAAUACAUUUUAGAAAGUUUUCCAGAGUUUAGGCUGAUUGGAGUAACUCAACCUAGGCGCAUAGCAGCAAUUACUGUAGCUAAGCGU